AUGGCACGUCUGAACGAGCCCAUGGUGGCGCCAGAUGGUAUAGAGCUACUUCGCCGGAAGUUCCUCCGCCAAAACCGAGAUAUCGCCAGAGUCAACUCAACACAGUCAUUGCGCAUUCGCAGUUUGGAGAAUGAAUGUGCGCGCAUGCUCUCAGAAAACCUCGAUCUUCGAGGUCAGGUUUUACGACUAGAGACUGAACUACAGGAGAGUCGAGCGCAGAGGAUUGCCGAUCAUGCCCUAGAAAUCAAGGAGAAGAUGGAAGCCCAGCUUCUUGAAUGGGGAUCCAUGUUGGCGAGCCUGGGCCACGAACCAAUUCCCAAGAACCGAUCACCACGCAUAUCCAAGAAGGCAAAGACCCGAUCGAGCCUCGGCCCAACCAGCCCGUCACAGUGGAGGCGGAGAGACACACGAGAGUCGGAGGCUGCUGCCGCGCAAGAGGGCAGAUUGCCUCCUUUGUGGGAAAAUAGACCCUGCCCCAGAGAGACAUUGAACAGGGAGGAGAUACUUGCUCUAUGUUCGGAAGCUGCGAAAACUACCGAGUCUCCAGAUCUGGGGCCGCCCCCGAUCUCCCGUUUUGUAGACGAGGAUCCCGUGAAGAUCGAUCUGCCAACAAAGCCGUCAGCAGAAGGACCGGUCACUACAUCUCUAGUAGAGGAGUCGCUCUUGAAGGUCGUGCCAAAAGCAGAGCCGAAACUCGGUAUAGACACGGAACCCAGAGCAGAUGCAGCACUCAAGGCAGAACCGACGCCUGCACCAACGGUUCAAGCUCGAGAUGAUGCCUCCCAGGACAACCCCACGACCAAGAAGAAAGAGCCGAGGCUUACCAAGCCAGCCGCAGUUCCUACGACGCAGGCAUCUGCUCAAGUCGCAAAAGCCGGUUUGAAGAGAAAGAUAGUGGAAGAUGAGGACAAGGAAAACCAUGGAGAAAUUCGGCCCCUAGCCGACACAACCAAAUCAAACAAAAGCCAACCUGACAAACCUGCCCGACUGCUAGAUCGACCUAUUAAGGAAUUACCUUCGGUCAGACGAGAUGCACGUGGGAGGGCAACUGGUACAUCAGUCCUCGGAACUCAGAGGAAACCCCUGGCAGCACGCAGUGCAAACGAAGUUCUGAGCUCGCCUCAGAAAUCUACCAAGCCUGUGGCUGUAGAUCAAGUCGCGAAGGCGAAGGCGGAAAUCAAACAUAACGAGCAGCGCACGAAGCCAAAGAAGAAGGAAGAAGCAGCUGCGCCGAUUGAGGUUCCAGCUCCUGACAUACCGACAGCACCUACAGUGACAGCUAUCAACCUCGAACCGGAAACGCUGACUGCGGAGCCAAACCUAUCAGCACCAGAAUCUCCCGAGCCAUCAGUGCCAUGCGAAGAAAUCAGAGACACUCCACCGCCUUCUGAUAUCUCAUCCAAAGGGGAGACUGCCCGUGGGAGCCGCAGAGCUAGGACUGCUGUCAGCUACGCAGAACCCAACCUUCGGGAUAAGAUGCGCCGGCCUACUAAGCAGUUAUUCGAUGCCGUAUCUGGGGAGGGCAAGGCCAUUCGCAGAACUAGUCAUUCCAAGGGUGGCGAAACGCCGGGCGGACCCGCGUCUACAGUGAAAUCGGAGGAAAGGUCGGAAAGGUCUGCAUCGUGGAAAGUGUUGCCUGUGGCAGAUUCUGCUUCGGAGGGCCCAGCAAGUCCAUUGGCGGACAAGGUGUUGCGCAGAUCGCCAGACCACCUUCCGAUGAAUGUGGUGACGGACAGGAAGAAACGCAACCCUUCGAUGGCGGUUCAGGGGACCGAAUCAGAGGGUGUGAAGCCCGCUACGAAGUCGACAUUAAAACCAUCAACGAAUCGCCGCCUGGACGACAUUGCAGCGCGAGAAGCCGAGGUUGCGAGAAUGUUUGAUGAGUCUGAUGUUUACGAAUUCACCAGCUCACCAAGCAACGAGUCGAAGCGAACGAAUCCGGAAGAAGACAAGAAGGCAAAGAGUUCUCGCCACGCGAGGUCAAGACGGCUUUCAUCCGUGGUGUGCGAAGAUAUCGCAUUGGAUCCCGUUGAUACUAGUAGCAAGGGAGCCAAACCCAAUGGCGCUAGAAAAAGGGCUUCCAUGGUGGCACUGAAAAAUUCAAUUCUGGAAGCAGAUAAUUCCGGGAGAAACAGUCCAGCAGAGGGAGACAGCUUGAGUAGUUCUUCGCCGGCAGAUGCGGAUGGCUCCGCUCGGGAUAGAGCAUCGAUGAGACGGAGGAGUAUGAUGUUAUGA
Pseudomassariella vexata is the source of this 2235-nucleotide messenger RNA. RefSeq lists its product as uncharacterized. The record is from RefSeq and is a predicted model, not a curated record. NCBI's taxonomy places the organism in Eukaryota, Fungi, Ascomycota, Sordariomycetes, Amphisphaeriales, Pseudomassariaceae. Gene Ontology annotation, biological process: meiotic chromosome segregation. The transcript has 2 exons. Gene Ontology annotation, cellular component: nucleus; chromosome, centromeric region. Bases 1 to 2235 code for a protein of 744 amino acids.